Messenger RNA from Leptosia nina, 531 nucleotides. NCBI's taxonomy places the organism in Eukaryota, Metazoa, Arthropoda, Insecta, Lepidoptera, Pieridae. The record is from the annotation of a GenBank genome assembly.
AUGCUAAGUAUGCUAUCUAAAUGGCUAUUGGAAAAUGUUUCUGUCGAACGCAUUGAAAUAAUAUUUCCCGUAACAGGGCAUUGUGUUAUGCACCCGGACAGAGUUUUCGGUAAUGUAGAAAAAGUUCUAAAGAAACAAGAAGUAAUCAUUCAACCAGAAGAAUAUUGCGAAUUCAUUUCAAGUAGUGCGACGGUCACGAAUCUAAGGGAUAUUAUUAUAUUUGACUUCAAAACGGCCGCUCAAGAAGUCUUUAAGCCGACAGCGAAAUGGCCAUUCAAAAUAACCCAAUGCAAGAGAUUUAUUAUAAAAAGAUCUAAGAUUUCAGGAAACACAGUUAUCCGCGGUGAACAGUUUUACAAGUCAGAUUCAAAUAAAUCCUUUAAUGUCUGCAAAUUCGGAUUAGAAUGGCAAGAAAGAGAAGACUUACAAUUUUACUUAGGUAUUAUUAGAGGGCCAUCGGUUGAAGGAAAUGAAAAUUUACAAGAAAGUUUUUGUGAAGGGAUAGCAGAAACACCUGUCUUAAGAAUAUAA